Carassius carassius (crucian carp) is the source of this 1380-nucleotide messenger RNA. RefSeq lists its product as uncharacterized. The transcript has 7 exons. Gene Ontology annotation, biological process: response to bacterium. The record is from RefSeq and is a predicted model, not a curated record. The coding region runs from base 44 to 1057 and encodes 337 amino acids. Lineage: Eukaryota; Metazoa; Chordata; Actinopteri; Cypriniformes; Cyprinidae.
AAAACCGUCUGAUGGUUUGUAUGGCCAAACCCCAUGAUCUUUAAUGAUGCCUAGAUUUUCAUUUGUUUGUAGCCAGCUCUACAAGACGCUUCAUUUUUUCAUCCUAGUAAUUAACAUUUCAAAGUGCAGCUCAGGUAAUGCAGACACUGUGACUAAGAAUCAUCUGAAGAUCGUUCAAGUUGGAGACAGUGUUAACUUAGCAUGCAAUUUUCCGAAAGAUCAAAGAACCAGCACUGUUUGGGUCAAACAAAGAGUUGGAGAGAAACCCCUUCCAAUCGCUUCAUCAUAUCAAGGUUUACCUGAGACAUUUGAAAAUGAAUUUGACCAACAUAAUCGCUAUUUUAUUGUAAAAGAUGAAAUCAGUUUUAAUUUGAGCAUCACAGACAUAGAAGAAUCAGACACUGCAACAUACUAUUGCAUUCAACUUUUUUUUACGUUUACAAUCGGGGACGGAACUGACCUUAUUGUAAAAGGCAGACACCUGAACAUGCAGUCUGAUCAUGAGAGAGCUGUGCUAGAUCCAGUGCAUCCAGAAGACUCUGCAGUGGCUCUUCAGUGCACUGUCCUCACUCAGAGCUGUGCAGGAGAACACAACGUCUACUGGUUUAGACGUGAAUCUGCAGAAUCUCCUCCAGGAAUGAUAUUCACUCAGGAGCGCAGGAACGCUCAAUGUGAGAGGAGCUCUGAUGUGAACUCUACUGCACACAAAUGUAUCUACAGCCUGCCCAAGAGAAACCUCAAUCACUCUGAUGCUGGGAUUUACUACUGCGCUGUGGCUGCAUGUGGACAGAUACUGUUUGGAGAUGCAAGAAAACCUGACAUGCCAGGUUUUCCGACACCUUGGAUAACUGCCCUGGUUUUAGGAACUUUAAACUGUUUAUCAUUGAUUGUGAUCAUCUUUCUGGGUACACAGUUGUACAAGCAGCGAAAAAAAGAUGGGGCUCUUCAAACUGGUCACUUAAUGGAUGAAGACAGAGAUGCUUUGAAUUAUGCUGCUUUGAGCUUUCAACAAAAGUCCAGCACCCCUAGAAGACCCAGAGAAAAAUAUACAAGAUAAUUCAAUGUAUGCACAUGAAAAACUUAUACAUUUUACUAAAAAAAAAUGUAUCUUAUAUUAACAUUUUAAGAGUUUUUUAAUUGAUAAAAUCUAAAUUUAUUUUAAUAUUUUAACUGCACUCAACUGAUUGAUUUGCACUGUAAAAAAAUACUGUAACGUGAAUUACUGUUCCGGUUUUCUACUUCAAAAAUUUCAAUUUAAUUCAGUGUGUUACUUGAUGUUAAUUGUGAAAUUUACUAGCAAUUUCUGAAUGAAAAUUGUAUCUAGUCAAAAAAAAAAAUGUUAGUGUAAGUUUAUUUAUUGUUUCAAAUAAACUGAACUGA